Westerdykella ornata is the source of this 1104-nucleotide messenger RNA. RefSeq lists its product as uncharacterized. The transcript has a single exon. The coding region runs from base 1 to 1104 and encodes 367 amino acids. The record is from RefSeq and is a predicted model, not a curated record. NCBI's taxonomy places the organism in Eukaryota, Fungi, Ascomycota, Dothideomycetes, Pleosporales, Sporormiaceae.
AUGACGACACGCCCUGUGCGUAUUGCGCAAACGACUACCGAAGCCAAGAAGGAGUAUAAAAAGAGUGGCCUAAAGCUCUCCGAUGCCCAGCUUCGCCAGCUACACCGAGAGCACGAGCUCGACCAACGCGCCGCCCGCAUUCGGGAACAGGAGGAACGGAAACGCGCCGCGAAAAGGAAACGAGAAGAGAAUGAGCGGAAACAGCGCGAGGCCAGACGACAGCUGGGAAUAGGACUGGCCACCCAGAUGAUUGGAUACAGUCGGACACAGGCCCAGAUGAAGAACGGCAUGGAAGCCUUUGUUGGACUGAAGAAACACAAGCCGGAGCAGGAUGCCCGACAGCUGGAGGUCAACAAGAAGCUCGAAGCAAUCGCAGUGACAGUGGAGAAAGAGCCUUGGGACGAUGAUGCUUUCGAAGCAUUCGAUACAGAAGAUAUUGCUGUGGAAGAUAUACCAGGCCUCGUCGGGAUUGACGUGGAUUCAUUCAUCGAUGACGACCUCGACGAUGAGACACUGCUCGAAGUACACGAUCUGAUUGUACCAGACAUCUGCCCACCUCGUCCGCAAUCAUCUUGCAAUCCCCAUUCGAAUUCGGAAACAGGACGGAACCAAGCCGCUAGCCCUGAGUUCGAAAGACCUACUACACCAGCCGCGUGCAAGAGUAGCAUCCCACAGCUCAACACCACCUUCAAGGUCGGAACUCCGAAACUUCCUGCUUCUAAGGUUGUCCAACCCCCGGUGCGAAGUUGUUCGCCGGUACCAAUCGUCAUUGACAACUGGGAAGAUUUCCUUGACAGCUCCACGCAGAUUGCUCGCGAGUUGUCGUCAGAAUCACAAGAUCAAUCAAGGCUGGAGUGCCGCCAUACCACUAUGCCGAGACCUAAAAGCACGGCCAAGCCAGAAUUGCCCUCAUCUCCCCAGAGGAAUCCGGACAGGACGCCUCUACACAAUUCGGCGACUUCAACGAACAACUGUGUUCCGAUUACAAAAGCAACUCCACCGACGGACGCGGCUGGACCCGUCACAAAAUCAACCAACAUUAGCACUGAGCUUGGAAUGUCGUCACAAGAACUAGUACGCUUUCUGGACGACGAAGAAUUCUGA